Moneuplotes crassus is the source of this 1805-nucleotide messenger RNA. The record is from the annotation of a GenBank genome assembly. Lineage: Eukaryota; Ciliophora; Spirotrichea; Euplotida; Euplotidae.
AGAAAAUAACCUAAUUUAAAAUGAUAGACAUUAAGCUCUAUACAGUGCAAGGUCUCAUCCCAGUCAAGAAGGAUGCCCAUGGAGGUAACCAGCUUGGAUGGAAAACGAUCUAUGGUCAAAUGAACAACACCACCUUUGAGUAUACCAGUAAUCAUGAGCAGGCUAGCCUAGGAGACUUUAAUUUCCAAAUUCCUAAUUGAACUGUGAUCUACCAAGCCAAGCAGAAGGAAAAUAUUGUCAAGAUUGCCCAGAAGACCAAAAGCAAGAGCUCUCAAGACCCCAAAUAUGUUGAACUCAAAGCUGAUGAAGAUCACCCAAAUGAUUUUUGAUCUUUGACCAACACAAUUGAUGAAAGAAGCAAGCAGCCUAAGGAAGUUGGGAGAGCACUUCUAUGCAACAUGCAUUCUGCAAGAGGAGUCUCUGCCCUCUCCAGAGGAAUUGAGCACUCAAAUUAUAGAGGAAUCGUCACAAUAUUGAUUCUCUUAGUCCUUAUAUCCAACUGUAGGUUUAUCUAUAAGCAGUUCAGCUCAAAAGGAGAAGCUUUGAAAGAAGGAGUAGUAUUGUUGUUAACUCAUCAAGGAAGCUUUAUCACCAUUGAAUCUGUUCUAUGGUUCCUAUACGCAAACCAUUGGUUUGUACUCUGCCCUGCGGUUUCUUACCUUCUUGAGAAAUUUUUAGGGCCCAGAGCAUCAAUCCCGAGGGCGAUAUUCUUCUGCUUAGUAGUAUUAAACCUGCUGUAUGUGCUAGUAUUUCCAAUAUAUUACCUUCAAGUGUAUCCAACGAAUGCAUUUGCAGGAAUGUUCUACCUGAUGUUCUCUUGUAUCUGGUUCUUCAAAUUCUGGAGCUAUCAUCACAUCUGGCACGAUGUGAGGUACCAUCUGAUAAAGGCUAACAAAUUUGAGGAUGUCGGUGAAAGUAAAGUUGACCAAAUCAAAACCCAGAAAACCCACAGAAGAAAAGUAUCCAUAUCAAAGGAGAAGUUAGGUGAUCACCUCUUCCUUCCUGGAAACCUUGUUGACGAAAUUUAUCUGUACCCUGGAAACGUGACUGUAGGGGAUGUCUGGAUGUUCUGCUUAAUCCCAACACUUUGUUUCCAGUUAGAGUAUCCUUACUACAAGAAGAGAAAUAUCUUAGGCUUCAUUGUAAGACUACUUCAGUGUUUCUUCUUCAUUGCUGUAUGGAUCACAAUUUUAAGUGAAGUUUCCCUUCCAAUAACUGUAGAUACAGUGGAGAGCUUCAGGAAAGAAGACUAUUGGGAGACAGUUUACUACUUCUUCAGUCUGUCAGCUCCAAACACAUACGCAUGGCUGAUCCAGUUUUAUCUCGGUUUCCACUGAUACUUAAACGCUUUUGCUGAACUCACAGGAUUUUCAGAUAAAAAUUUCUAUGACGAUUGGUGGAACUCGGUGACUCUUGACGAGUACUGGAGGAAAUGGAAUCUGCCAAUGCAUUACUGGCUUACAAGACAUAUCUACUUCCCUAUCAAGAGAAGAAAGAUUGGAAGAGGAAUGGCUAUGGGCAUCGUAUUCGCCUUCUCAGCUUUCUUCCACGAAUACAUAAUAGCUGGGGUCACUGGAAGAAUCACCGGCCUUGGCUUCAAUGGGAUGAUGUGACAGCUUCCAAUCAUCUUAAUUCAAGAUAAAUACAAAAAGUAUAUAACCCCUGAAGUAGGUAACGCCUUCUUCUGGAUCUUCUUCUGUAUCAUCGGCCAACCCGGAGGAAUAGUCACCUUUUACUACAUCAUGACCAGUUAGAAUAUUCUAGACAUUUAAAAAAGUGACGUUAUUUCACGAAACACCAGUUCA